Molecule: messenger RNA, 2511 nt
Organism: Trichoderma harzianum CBS 226.95
Lineage: Eukaryota; Fungi; Ascomycota; Sordariomycetes; Hypocreales; Hypocreaceae
Exons: 1
Coding region: 1-2511 (836 amino acids)
Biological process (GO): intracellular iron ion homeostasis; iron ion transport; copper ion import
Cellular component (GO): plasma membrane
Molecular function (GO): ferric-chelate reductase activity
Source: RefSeq, a predicted model, not a curated record
AUGGCCCCCCAUAUGCAGGAGCUCACCACCCAGGCCACGCGAAGCGUUUCCGAUGUCGUCAAGCGGAUCCUGAUUCCCUUGACUCCCACAAGCCCGCCGGGUCUUGUUCAGGCGGACACUGUUGAUCCUUGGUCCAAGGCCGGCAAAUAUGCUCUCGGGUGGACAUACUUCGCGGCUGCCCUCUCGGGCUGCAUCUUCGUGGUUCGCAUGUGGCACUUUUGGCAAGACAAGAUUCGCCAGGCCAUUUACAAACAGCAAAUAGAGACACACUACCAGGAGACUUACAAUGUCGACUCCAAUUUCGUCCAGGCCGCCAUUCGCACCGGCAUGGCCCAGGAGUUCUUCCCCGACGGCAACCCUAUGGGUGAAAAGUUCCGCCCCAAGGCUCACUUCUCGUCCAUUGGAUUUAUCAAUGACACAUUAGCCUUGUUUCGAUGGGUUUUCUAUAGAUCUGUUCCGGACAUCGUCAUUGGAAAGCAUCGGUUUACCUUUUCGUCGCUCUCCGUUCUGGCGACGACGUUCAUCGCUUUUGCCUUUGUCACCCUCUACACCUUCCUCCAGCAGCCACUCUACUGGGAGAGCAUUCGAUUUGGAGCGCCGCCCGUGGCCAUCAGGUCCGGCAUGCUUUCCGUGGCAUUGACUCCAUGGAUCAUUGCGACUGGCAUGAAGACAAACAUACUGACCAUGUUGCUUGGCAUUGGACCAGAGCGACUAAACGUCUUUCACCGAUGGCUCAGCUACCUUUGUCUAUUCCUUUCAUUGAUUCACAUGAUCCCAUUCUAUGUUCAACCUGUAUGGGAGGACAAUGGCUUGUCAGUCUGGGGCUCGACUUUUCCCCCUUCAAAGGGCAUAAUUUACGGCACGGGAAUUGCCUGCAUCGUUCCGCUGCUUUGGCUUAACGUGUUCUCUCUCCCUUGGAUUCGGAGAGUUGCCUACGAAGCAUUUGUUGUUCUUCACGUCCCGGUCGGCAUCCUCUACGUUGGUGUGUUGUUCUGGCACACAGCCAACCGGCUCCUCACCUGGGACUACCUCUAUGCCACUUGUGCCAUCUGGGGAGUCUGCAAUCUCUUGCGGGUCUUUAAACUUAACUGGGUAAAGCCUGGACGAAUGUCCUUUAUGGUUGGUGAUGAGGCUGCAAUCACCCUCAUGGCCGAGAACGCCAUCAAGGUCACCAUUCCCACUCAGAUGAGAUGGAAGCCUGGUCAAUACGUCUAUCUUCGAAUGCCUGGCAUCUCAUUCUUCGAUAACCACCCAUUUACUAUUUCAUCCCUCUGCAGCGAGGAUUUGCCUUCCGAAUACGGAGAAAACUAUCGGGAUUGCAUCCUCCUAUUCAAAGCCUAUGGUGGAUUCACGCGCAAGGUUCUAGACACUGCCAUUGAGAAAGGUCCUUUCCAUACGUACCGUGCGUUCUUGGAUGGUCCCUACGGCGGCAUGAGGCGCGAUCUGGCCGCUUUUGACACCUGCAUCCUCAUUGCUGGCGGAAGCGGCAUCACGUCAUUGAUAUCUCAGCUUCUCAAUCUGGUGAAGCGAAUGCGAGAUGGCAAGGCCAUCACUAGAAAGGUCGUCGUCGUCUGGGCUAUGAAGAAAUUUGAAGACAUGGACUGGUUCCGAGAGGAGCUGCGUAUCUGCCGAGAAUCCGCUCCUCCUGAGAGCGUAAGCUGUAAAUUCUUUGUCACUACAGCUGUGCGCAACCGCCAAGGGCAGCAAAUGACUGCUCCCAUAAACGGAUCAAACACCCGGGCCUUGACUCACAAGCUUCACGAUAAACUAGACGGCUUUGUCGCAGGCAUUGCCUCGAAACGAAACUCGGCCUUUAUUCAGGCUGAGGCAAUGGGAGAUCUGGAGCGAGAGCGCGAACUUCGCGAAGAGAAUGAAGAUCGCAUCACGGCACUGCCACAACAAAAAUACCUGCAACCUCAUCAAUAUCCGCCGCCGCCACCUCUCCCUCACCCAUCCUCUAAUGAAUCACCGAUGAGCCAGGGUGCCCUUUCUGAAGAUAAUUUGGGCAAACUUAACGAGAAUGGCUAUCCCGAGGAUAAAAAGCAGCACGAUACGACAUUAGAGGAGCCUGAGCCUGAGCCUCAGCCUCAGCCUAUCGCAGUUCCAGAGCUGGCGCAUUUGUACAACUCUGGCAUUCCUGCCGGCGGCCCUAGCGAUCGUCCGGUAUCGACCUUUGGCCCACCAGCCGGGUUCGAUUUUGGGUUCCCGCAGACACCCACCGAAUUCCAAAAGAACCUUAUGCGAUCCGCGUUCCCCAUGCCCCAUCAAAUAACUGAAGACGGUUGGACUAUCGAGUACGGCCGCCCCGAUCUUGGCUACAUGCUCAAGCAAUGGGCCACGGGUGGGCCCGAGGGCAGAGGUAUCUUGGGCCGAAGGACCGCCGUCUUUGUGUGUGGUCCUCCGGGGAUGAGAGUGGGCGUGGCCAACACAGUGGCGAAGCUUCAGGCGGAGAUUUGGGGCGACGACGAGUUGGAAGAGAUCUUUUUGCAUACGGAGAACUAUGCUCUAUAG